This is a messenger RNA of Anguilla anguilla (European eel), 6368 nucleotides long. RefSeq names its product forkhead box protein O1-A-like. Gene Ontology annotation, molecular function: RNA polymerase II cis-regulatory region sequence-specific DNA binding; DNA-binding transcription factor activity, RNA polymerase II-specific. Gene Ontology annotation, biological process: regulation of transcription by RNA polymerase II. Lineage: Eukaryota; Metazoa; Chordata; Actinopteri; Anguilliformes; Anguillidae. The record is from RefSeq and is a predicted model, not a curated record. The transcript has 4 exons. Gene Ontology annotation, cellular component: nucleus. Bases 479 to 2491 code for a protein of 670 amino acids.
UUGGCGGUCGAAGAAUGCCAUUCAAAGUGUGGGUGGAACUAGCUGUCUUACUGCCUACUGGUCGUCCUAGCACCUUAUAACUCAGAUUGGCGUCCAACAAACUACGUCUGCCGGUGACAGACAUGGUACGAAGUGAACACCGCUGGUGUACUUGCUAAAACUGGACUGUAAAACAACGGCGGCAAACAAAACUACGGAAAGAUACGAUAGUUCGAAAGGAUCUGCUUUAUUUAGUUGGCUGUUAGAGCGAAGUUAUUUAAAUACACUCACCGGUGUCUCGCCUCGUAUGUCUUGUUUGGACAGUAGAACUGUUGUUGCUUAUGCCGCUAAGUAGCUAUGCAGAAAGGUAGCUAGACGGCUAGAAGUUCACGCAGUAGCUAAGUUGUUUUUUCCAUUUCUUUACAUUUCAGUUUUUUAUGAAUAAUCGAAGGCAUAUGUGACCGUUUUAUUUCUUACUUCUCUUACUUUUGCUUGCAACAUGGCAGAAGCAUCGCAGCAACAAUUGGUAGAGAUCGACCCGGAUUUUGAGCCGCUUUCACGGCCCCGUUCAUGUACCUGGCCCCUUCCUCGUCCAGAAUUUAACGACCCCGCGAACUCUAAUACAUCCUCGCCGGUACCCUCUGUGAAGCAGGAGCCGGGGGCAAAUGUCGAUUUCAUCAAUAACCUGAGUUUGUUAGAAGAGACCGAAGACUACCCAGAACAGAAAACUCUCGCAUUGUGCAAUGAUUUUCAGUGCCGGGAGAACUGCAUCCACCAACAGACACAGCAUCAGCAGCGGCAACAGCAGCUCCCCAGCCCCCAGAUCCCGCACCAGCAACAGGUGCCACCGCUGUCUUCUCCCAUUGGCACAACUUCCUCGGUCGCCGCCGCCGCAGCUCAGAGGAAGAGCAGCUCAUCUCGUCGUAAUGCCUGGGGAAAUAUGUCUUACGCUGAUCUCAUUACCAAGGCGAUAGAGAACUCCCCGGAGAAGCGGCUGACCUUGUCACAGAUCUACGACUGGAUGGUGAAGAGCGUACCUUAUUUUAAGGACAAGGGUGACAGCAACAGCUCUGCUGGUUGGAAGAAUUCCAUCAGACACAACCUGUCCCUGCACAGCCGGUUUGUCCGGGUGCAGAACGAGGGCACGGGGAAGAGCUCAUGGUGGAUGCUCAACCCAGAGGGAGGCAAGAGCGGGAAGUCCCCCCGCCGUCGGGCCGCCUCCAUGGACAACAACAGCAAGUUUCCUAAAAGCCGAGGGCGGGCCGCCAAGAAAAAGGUGUCUCUUCAGGGUGGGGUGGACGGCGGAGCAGACAGCCCUGGCUCCCAGUAUUCCAAGUGGCCUGGCAGCCCCAACUCCCACAGCAACGACGACUUUGAUGCCUGGACCAGUUUCCGGCCACGAACCAGCUCAAACGCCAGCACCCUGAGCGGCCGUCUCUCGCCCUUCAUGCCCGAGCAGGAUGACCUGGUGGACCCUGAUGUGCACCUGGUCUACCCUGGUGGGUCGGGAGGCAAAAUGGCCGCCACCUUGCCAAGCCUCUCAGAGGCUGCCGGAUCGAUGGGCCGUCACGGCUCAGAGAAUGCCAUGGAGAGCCUUCUCGAUAACCUCAACCUCCUCUCACCCAACAAUGCCCAGGUUGGGGCAGGGGGUGGGGGUGGAGCCAGCAAUGGCUCCGCCCAGUCCUCCCCAUCCUCUAUGAUGCAGGCCAGCCCGGGGUACCCACCCUACAGAUCUCCAAAUAUGGUCUCCCAACAGCCCCCGCAACAGGACUACCGAAAGUGUCUGUACGGGCAGGCAGGGGUGAACGCCAUGUCUCCCAUGCCCAUGCAGGCCCUGCCUGAGAGCAAGUCCGGGUUCAGCUCCUACCUGGGCCAGUACAGCUGCCCCGCAGGGCUCCUCAAGGAGCUCCUUAUAGACGGCGACCCCAGUGCCGAACUCAUGCCAUCGGUGGAGACGGUCGCUCCCCAGUCCAGCGGGGGCCGCAUGAUUCCCACCUACAGCGGCCAGCAGGCCCAGCUGGGACACGGGGGCAAGAUGAUGAGCCAGCACCCCCACCAGCAUCCUCACAUGCUCCAAGGCCAAGCCCCGCCCACCACCACCACCGUGAACGGCCACACGCUCCUCUCCUUGGGGGGCAUGACCCGUGCUGGAGUGCCCGCACGCCUGGCCUCCGCCACCAAGUCCCACCUGCACCUCCCCCCCCACGCCCACCAGCCCCACCUGGCCGCCCCUCCCGGAUACCGCGCCCUCCACAGCAACGGAUACUGUCGUCCCCCUGGCCCGCCCCAGCAGCCUCACCCCCAUCACCACUCCCACCUGCUGCACCCUGACCGGCUGCCUAGCGACCUGGAUGACAUGUCCAUCGAGCGCUUCGAGUGUGACGUGGAGUCCGUCCUGCACGACGCGCUCAUGGAUGGAGACUCCCUGGACUUCAACUUCGACCCCUCUGUCGCCCCCCAGGGGUUCCCCCAUGGUGUCAAGACCACCACACACAGCUGGGUCUCGGGGUAGGGGCCCCGUGACAGAUGUGGACGUGCAAGCAUGCGGCAGGUUAUAUCUAUAAAAGAAAACACCUCACACUCAGCUGGACUUUCAUCAGGAAAAUGGAAAAAAGCAAUCCAAAGAAACCAUUCUCCUCCUCUACCUUGAGUCAUGAUUUUUUUUUAAACAGAAGGAUCUUGUCAGAUUUGGCAGCGUGUGGACUUUUCCUGUCCCGGAUAUGUUGCGCAUUGUGUUCAGGUUAUGUGCUGCUUUAUAUAUUUUUUCAAACAUCUACUGCCUUUGGAACUCUCAUUGUGAACAAGUGCCAAACACUUUGCGUGACCAUCAUAGUUUGAGUUUAUUUACGUUGCCUUUUGGAUAUCAGUAAUACAUGCUCUUUCUACAAAAAGUGCCUACAUAACCUUUGGUUUGCAACUGCAGGAGCAUCGGACAUGGGCAUUGCACACACAAACACAUGCACACGUGUGCUCCAAACAAGUUUGAAGGAAACCCGCUGUUCCAUUUUUUUUUUCGUGUGUGUGUUUUGUUUAAGCCCUUUAAGUCAACACGAGUGAUGUCCUUCAGCAGUGAUUCAGAUAUGUCAUAAUGUACCAGCACAGUACAAAUAAAAUUCCGUUCUGUGUGAAAAUAAUCCGUUCUGCCGGGAAAGUAAACUAGCACGUAUGUUUAGGCUAUGGUGGCACGUACAGUAAAUACUACAGUGUGGACAGGAUCAGUCAAAGCAGGAUGUGGAAGAUAUGAAUGAGUCUGUAGUGACUCUCGGGACAUUUAUCUGUUCAUCACCACACAUUUUUGGUGUUUAUUUUUUAAAAUUCUCACUGUAUUUUUAGGUAUACUGCAUUGAGUAGUAUGUUGUUCUUGUACGGCAAGUUUACAGAACUGUGACAAAAAAAGAAUCAGGACAAGCAAUUUGGGUUUUAUUUGGAAAACAGAAAAAAGUAUUGAAAAAUGAAAGUUCCAUUUCGAGUUGGAUUUUUCUCCUAUUGAAGGUGCUUUUUAACGAGGCUGUUAGCAAGCUUGAUAUUUGCUUGAUAUUACUGUGCUUGUACAUGGAUGAAACAUGUUUUAAACAUAGACAUACAUAUAUGUUUUUCUGUGUUUAAUGCAUAUACUAUAUAUGUGCAUAUAUGUGUUUCAGAUGCAGAUUAUAUACAGUGCAUUUUUAAAAAUGUAUUUUUCUUUCUCCUGGUUUUCCAGCCCUGUAUUCUUUAGAGUUGUUGUUUUCCGCAUUGAAAGCAGCGUUUGCUCUGAAUAUCAGAGAUUGGGUCUCUGGUAUGUGGGGGAAUUGUUGAAACCCGUUGGCUGUCUUGGACCUCCACAGCAGCAGUUCUCUUCCUUAGUGCUGGAGUGUCCCUCCAUUUGCUGGUUUAAAUUCCAUGCUAUAAUUCCUUAAUUAUAAAUCCAAAUCAUUGUUUUGAAUUAGACGCUUUUAAUGUCUAACGAGGGAUGGGUUGCCCUAUUAAUGUCAAAGUAAAUGGUAGUGAGGCAAACCUGCUUUGUGUUAAAUGUUUUUCAGCAGAAAAUUGUGGAACUUACAUGUUUUCAACCUUACUUGAUCAAGAGAGUGGAUGGAAACCAUCGUAUACAAGUUACUCCAAGAUUAGGUCUGGCGUGCGUUCAACAAGGCAAACAUUUGCGUCAAACUACAUUCCCUUUUAACAGUAACUGUUGGACUAUUAUAAAUUCCACAUUCUAUUUUGUUCACCAUUGACAUUGAUUUAAUUAAGCUGGACACAAGCACUUGGAGGAGAAUUGUAGGUUGUUUUUAAAAGUUAGGGAAAAAUAUUACAUUUAGUAAAAGAAAUCAUUACAGCUAAAUUAAUGUUGACAUAUUUGCUCAUUUGGGAUCUUCCCUGUCACCCAUUUUGCUUUGCUAUUUGCUUUUCAGACUGUUAGCUAAUGUUUGUGGGGAAUAUAAAAAUGUUUUUGUACGUUUGUGAACGUUGAAUAGCAUUAGCUAACAUUCACCUUGUUGAACACACGUUUGGAUAACAGCCGUUACUUAUCCAUACCAGUCCUGUUUGAUGAAUCGUUAGUCUGCGAUUUCCAAAAUUUUUGCCGUGCCAAUGUAGACAAUCAUUGAGAAAAGGAAAAGGGAUGCCUUUCAGAUCUGAUUAAGCUCAGAUGGCAGCCCCUCUCAGCUCCCUUAUUUUUCCCCCUCUUUGUCUGCUUGUACCUCUCCCUUCCUUCCUCCUUCCCAUGCUCUGUCACCCCUUCUUCCUCCCCUUUUCCCUCUCUCCACUGUCUCUUUCUCUGUGGCCAUCAUGGUGCUCUGUGCAUUAGGUGUUCUCGGUAGAGGUGGGGUAAUGUGAGGAUUCAUGCAGAAAAUGGAUGCCAAAUUCAGUCAGUGUGCUUAGUUUGGCUAUUUUUUAAUGUUGAUUAUUGGACAGUGUUACCAAAUUUACGAGGUGCAUUUACAUUGCAUGUAAACAGUUUUUUUUCCUGCAUUCUUUAAAAAGAACUCAGACUCAGCAUAUGUUGACUGGAAUUUAUAUGUAUGCUCAGUACAUACAGAUUAAUGCAUGGAUGUCCUGUGCCAUAUGCCGAUGUGUGUGUAUACAUAUACACACACACACACACACACACACGUAUUACAUAUAUGACUACACAGACAUCUAACCACCAUUACCAUAAACUCUUUGAUGGGAUUAAUUUAAGUCUGUAACAUUUUUUAUAUGAAGUAAAGGUUUACAGUUUACAUAAAUAUUAUUGACAUUAUUCAUGAAAGCAUACAGAUCUUACAGUUAUGCCAUUUAAUAAUGUCCCUUUUUAUAGCUGGGGAAUGACACAUUUUUUUAUAUUUGCGCUGUUGUACAGUACCAUAUGUUGUAUGUUAAUGUUGUGAGGAAAUUUAUGGAUUUUCAAUUUAAUUUCUUUGUUGGUUCCAAAGUGCACAGUGUUCAUUUAUUUCUAAAUUUGUCAUCUUAAACAUUAUGGGUCCUUUGCAAAGUCAUAUAUAUAUACACACUGUAUAUUAAUUGGUAAGUGUUGGAGUGUUUUUUUGUGAAUUGUGAAUCUCACCUAUGCAUUCUCAUACCAUUAUGUUUUGUUUUUAUUGAUGAUGAAAAGUCUUGUAAUAUAGAGGUGUUGAGUUGUUCGAUGUCCCAGAUGUAUUUGUUUAAAAUAGUUGUAUAAGUUAAAAAUGAAGUAUAUAGAUAUUAGGUGAUGCAAUGAUUUAAUGCUCUGCUUUUUUGGUAAACCAACACUGUUAUUCUUGUAUUUAGCUGCAGUUUAAAAAAACAUUUUAAACAGUAAAAAAGAGAAUAUGAUGCUUAAAGUCAUAAACAAUAAAACAAAAGAUGCGGUGGACAGUUUUAAGUAGACAUUGAAUCAAUGGACCAAUUUUUAGACUCCUGAAAAUUAUAAAAUUGCACUUCUUAAUCUUUAAAGAUUUUAUAACCAAGUCUUGUGAAUGGAGUAUGAGAGUAAUAUGUUGGUUAUUCUAUUAAAAAGCUGUUACAUGUACAGUAAAUAAUUAGAUUUUUAUCAUGUGAUUUACAGUCAAGAAGAGAACGCAAUUACAGUGAUGUUGAUUGGUGAGUGAUUGAAUUAUAAAAGAAACUAAUUAAAAUCUUACAAUGAAUAAUAUAGAUCUAUAUAUUCACCAGCUGGUUUGUGUUGUUAUUGAAAUGGGCCAGAAAUGAAGCCUGCUGGAGAGCACUAACAGACUUAUGAAUGAUCACUGCUUAACAGCGUGACCCAGAGAAAACCUUACAGUUAUACGUUAAUGCUCUCUUAAACUGCUCACUGAGGUUCAAGUGCCUAACAUUACAGUAUGAUGUAAUACAAAAAUAAACAGCUCAGAAAGGAAAAUGUGUGCAACAACAAUCUUUAGCAUUUGCUGUAAUGAAGCCAUAAUUGUACAUAAAUUAUGUUACCUAAGAAA